Messenger RNA from Rangifer tarandus platyrhynchus (Svalbard reindeer), 303 nucleotides. The record is from the annotation of a GenBank genome assembly. Lineage: Eukaryota; Metazoa; Chordata; Mammalia; Artiodactyla; Cervidae.
AUGGCGACGCACUCCAGUGCUCUUGCCCAGAGGAUCCCCAGGGACAGAGGAGCCUGGCGGGCUACAGUCCACGGGGUCAGAGUUGGACAAGCACAUCAUGGUGCUUCUUCACCACAAAGGCUGCCCCAGAGAGGGCUGGUGGCCAAGGAGCCAGAGGCCCUUCCCCGCUUCCCGGCGCCCACAGCCCCUGGCAUCACAAAGCACUGGAAUGGCCUUCUCAAAAGCUCACUUAGCAGACUUCUGACUCCACCUCCUGGCCCUUCCUGGCCCCACACCUUGGUCAGGCAGCUCAGCGCCAACUAG